Molecule: messenger RNA, 780 nt
Organism: Dreissena polymorpha
Lineage: Eukaryota; Metazoa; Mollusca; Bivalvia; Myida; Dreissenidae
Exons: 2
Coding region: 1-780 (259 amino acids)
Source: RefSeq, a predicted model, not a curated record
AUGGCUUCCAUGACGGCAAAGAAAUUGGCGAUAGAAUACGAAAAGGACGUCAGUAAAGAAUUGUUCAAAUACGAAUGCCUGAAAGACCUAGACCUCUUUGUCCUUGAUAAUUCAAUCCGCGAGAGCACGGUGGGGCAACUGAGAGGUCAUACUAUUGAGAACAAGUGGGAGAUAUUCAACGAGGUUACAAAAUGCGGCUUCCGUCACCGAAUAGUGGCAAGCUACAAUCACCAGAGAAGAGUAGACGAUGAAUUCGUGAAGGAAGUCUUGGCCAAGGGCGAAGAUCCAGAAGGUCUUUGGGCGUUCAGUGAAGUCACCGAAGGCAUCAGUAAAAAGGUACCGGACCAAACAUCAAUUCCAGUCGGCCUCUUGAAAAUGAAGGAAGCGGGACUUCGAAACGUAAUCUUUGAGAUAGAUCUUGGGAACUCUACCUACAACUUCAAGAAGUUUACCGUAAAAGACAUGUGCCGCCUUGUAGAGAAGUGGGUUUUAUGGGCAAAAUCCAAUUUAGGUUCGAAUUCCAAGGUCCUGGUAAGUCUCAGGGAUCUACCCGAUGUAAUGCCAAAAAAAUUCCAGCGUGUGUUUCACGUUGUCGACUUCUUAGCCAGACUGAACCUGUUGUUUGGGAUAUGCUUUGAAGAACCACGAGGUAAAUCGCUGCCCGAAGAAUGCGGUACUUGGGCAAAGUUCAUUCGCAAGGUGAUGGACAGUGCCAACUGGAAAGGACAUCUGCUGGUUCACGUGCAUGAAAAGUUUGGUUUAAUGGAUGCAACUGCCUAA